Messenger RNA from Nothoprocta perdicaria, 1685 nucleotides. RefSeq names its product STIP1 homology and U-box containing protein 1 (gene STUB1). Gene Ontology annotation, cellular component: Z disc; cytoplasm. The transcript is spliced from 7 exons. Gene Ontology annotation, biological process: protein quality control for misfolded or incompletely synthesized proteins; positive regulation of proteolysis; protein polyubiquitination. Gene Ontology annotation, molecular function: protein-folding chaperone binding; ubiquitin protein ligase activity. NCBI's taxonomy places the organism in Eukaryota, Metazoa, Chordata, Aves, Tinamiformes, Tinamidae. The annotation marks the transcript as partial. The record is from RefSeq and is a predicted model, not a curated record.
GGGCCGCGGGGCGGCGCGGGCGGCGCGGGCGGCGCGGGCAGCCCCGACAAGAGCCACAGCGCGCAGGAGCACAAGGAGCAGGGCAACCGCCUCUUCGUGGGCCGCAAGUACCCCGAGGCCGCCGCCUGCUACGGACGCGCCAUCAACCGCAACCCCUUGGUGGCCGUGUACUACACGAACCGGGCGCUGUGCUACCUGAAGAUGCAGCAGCACGACAAGGCGCUGGCCGACUGCAAGCGGGCGCUGGAGCUGGACAGCCAGUCGGUGAAGGCGCACUUCUUCCUGGGGCAGUGCCAGCUGGAGAUGGAGAGCUACGACGAGGCCAUCGCCAACCUGCAGAGAGCCUACAACCUGGCCAAGGAGCAGCGGCUGAAUUUCGGCGACGACAUUCCCAGCGCGCUGCGCAUCGCCAAGAAGAAGCGCUGGAACAGCAUCGAGGAGAAGCGCAUCAAUCAGGAGAACGAGCUGCACUCCUACCUGACCAAGCUCAUCAUGGCAGAGAAGGAGAGGGAGCUGGCCGAGUGCCGAAAGACUCAGCAAGAAGAAAAUGCGGAUGACAGUCGGAGCCGAGCUCAGCUGGCCAACAUUGAAGCCAAACACGACAAGUACUUGGCAGACAUGGAUGAGCUUUUCUCACAAGUGGAUGAGAAGAGGAAGAAGCGGGACAUCCCAGACUACCUGUGCGGGAAGAUCAGUUUUGAGCUGAUGAGAGAGCCCUGCAUCACGCCCAGCGGGAUUACGUACGACAGGAAGGACAUAGAGGAGCAUCUCCAGCGCGUGGGCCACUUCGAUCCUGUGACGCGGAGUCCUUUGACCCAGGACCAGCUGAUCCCCAACCUCGCCAUGAAGGAGGUGAUAGACGCGUUCAUAUCAGAAAACGGCUGGGUAGAAGAUUAUUGACGGCCGAGGGGGCGAAGCUGCCCGGACGCUCCCGCCGCCCCGGCGGCGCUCGGCCGCACACGGCGCCCGCGGGGCUGGCACCAUGCCUUACUCACUGUCUGUCUGUCCCYUCCGCUCCGGGUGCCCGGAGCCCCCUUGGCAGCGCUGGGCUGGGGACCGCUGGCAUCUCCCCUGCCCCAGGAUCCGCAGCGGGCUGCGCAGGCACCAAGGUUCCCCCGUUCCCGGCCUCCAUCGGGUCCCCAAGGAGCGGGAUGGCCGGCACGAGGAGGGGAGCCCCUCGGCUCCGCAGGGAUGUGGUGCUCCGAGGAGAGCCUGGCCGUUGGGAGAAGGGACGGUGGCUCAUGGCGGGGGCUCCGAAGGUUCAACCAGCGUCUCCAUCGCCCGGAGAGCAGGGACCGUCCUGUGCGACGGCAGCUGCCAGUCUCCAAAGAAGGUUCCCGUGUCCUCGGCGUGAGCCCUGCUCCGGGGAGGUGCUGCAGCGAGAGCCYGGCUCGGUGACGGGCGAGGAGCUUGCUUGGACGGGCGCUUGGUGCUCCCCGUGCUCACCUGGCCUGGUCCCCUCUCCCUGUACAUAGUUUCCUAUUCAUUCCAUCUCCUGUCUGUCCAGUAGUAGCGUGUCUUGCUGUUUCCUGUAAAUAGCCACGUGCCGGGGAUGGGAGACCAACCUCUACUUUAAAGACAUGGACUUGGCUYUAGACUUUUUCUGGGAAACCACUGCCCCUUGGCUGGAAGAGGCUGUCCUCACACCUCCCCUUUCCUGCCGGCCCUGGGACUGUAGUUGCCCA